This is a messenger RNA of Neltuma alba, 463 nucleotides long. RefSeq names its product protein PLANT CADMIUM RESISTANCE 3-like. The record is from RefSeq and is a predicted model, not a curated record. NCBI's taxonomy places the organism in Eukaryota, Viridiplantae, Streptophyta, Magnoliopsida, Fabales, Fabaceae. The transcript has 4 exons. Bases 7 to 435 code for a protein of 142 amino acids.
CCAAAGAUGUCAGGCGGCGAUUCGCGGUGGUCCUCCGGCCUCUGUGGCUGCUGCUCCGAUUGCGGCACUUGUUGCCUCACGAUGUGGUGUCCAUGUGUCACUUUCGGAAGGAUAGCAGAGAUCGUAGAUAGAGGAACAACCAGUUGUUGCGCGCAAGGAACGAUAUUCUGCAUACUAGGGGGCUUCUCAUAUUUUGUGUCAUGCUUUGCCUGCAUUUACCGAACCAAGCUGAGGAAUGAGUAUAAUAUAAGAGGCAACCAAGCUGGUGAUUGUUUAGCCAGUUUCUUCUGCCCCCACAUGGCCCUCUGCCAAGAGUAUCGUGAGCUCAAAGCUCGCGGAUUCGACAUGUCCGCUGGAUGGCAAGGAAAUGUGGAAAUGCAGACUAUGGGUGUCAAGACGGUUGCUCCGGCGGUUCAUGGUGGCAUGAGCCGUUAGGAGCCGCCGUCGUUGUCAUCGCUUUCUC